This is a messenger RNA of Cryptotermes secundus, 3819 nucleotides long. RefSeq lists its product as uncharacterized. Gene Ontology annotation, molecular function: serine-type endopeptidase activity. The record is from RefSeq and is a predicted model, not a curated record. The transcript is spliced from 11 exons. The coding region runs from base 73 to 3210 and encodes 1045 amino acids. Gene Ontology annotation, biological process: proteolysis. NCBI's taxonomy places the organism in Eukaryota, Metazoa, Arthropoda, Insecta, Blattodea, Kalotermitidae.
GAGACGUUCAAGAAACAAGUGGAAGACUGUUGCUACGAUACGUGGAUUGCAAUUGUUUCACAGACGCCGGACAUGGGGUGGUGCUUGGUGCUGGCCAGCAUAAUGGCCUUGACUUUUGUCGACUGUGGCAGUCGUGCGGAGAGCAGCGAUUGGGCUUGGGGAAAAGGGCGAGAUCAGGGUUCCGAUGGUCACGUAACAGGAUCUCUAGACACGCUGAGCUCCAGUCAGAAUGUGAACGUGACGUCAGGCGUCGAGGUUGAUGAAGAGUCUCUGAUAGACAGCAUCGUAUCGUCGUCUCGACAGGGGCGCAUUCUACAGCAGGACGGUUAUAACCAAGUGGCCAGCGACCCGCAAGUGAGGCAGGCCAUAGAAGCUGGCAACGAUUCUGAGGCACGUCACUUCGUUCGAGAGAAACUCUGCAACCUGGGCCUCAUGGCAUGUGAACCUGGAAUCGAACCCAAGCGCCCGUACGUACAGCCCCACGAUCUGAUAUAUGCCCAGCCAGUCCACAUAAAGCCAGUGGGCCGUCCUAUCCCAGCAGUCCCAGUUCGAGGCCCACCAGUGCACCAUAUCGGCGGAUACGGGCCCCCUAAACCAGUACCCUUCCCCCCUGUCCCCGGACCCAUAAUCCCCCCUCACAGAUUACCACGCCCGCUACCAGGACCCAUAUACGCACCCAAGCCUCUAUCACCACCCGUAUACGAAUCAAUAGAGCCUGACCUCCACGACUACCAUCCUCAUCCACCAGUGAAGAAACCUGUGGAGGUCGUAGUGAAUUCUCAAGGUGGAGUACAGCAACAUGUGCAUCACCAUUAUCACCACGGUGAUGGUGGCGUCGUGAAGCCUACAGUACUGGUGGAUCAGCCUGGCCCACUGAUUCCGACGGGUCCUGUGUUUGAACCCGGUCCAGUGUAUGGUUCUGCACCAUUAGGACCCGGUUCGUCGCUUGGUGGAGGACCAAUAGGAACUGGGUCUCUGUAUGGUGGCGGACCAAUAGGAGGCGCUGUUUAUGGUGGAAGUGGCCCUUACUUGGGCCAAAGUCCAUUCUAUAAGAAGCAACUGUCUAUCAAAACUCCUCUAACAGGUAACGGUCUGGGCUCCACUGCUUCAUCCUCAAACUACGCAGACCGCUACCCCAUUUACGAGAACCCCCGCGCUGAUGGGGUGCGAGGCCUGGCAGACUGCUUCUGUGUUCCGUACGACCAGUGCCUUCCCCAUGAAGUGUCACGGAAAGAAGACGGGUUCUAUAUCGAUCCUCGCACCAACGGAGGGAAAAAUAUCGAAGCGAUUACUCUCGACGAUGUUGUCAUCACUGACGGAAACGGAACCAUCAUAUCUCGACACGCUAAACGAGAGAACGACGAUUCUAAAGAGUACGUCGUUGUAGAAUCUGAAGAUGCAGAGAAGAUAGAAAGUCGAGAUGAAGGGAAAACAGAUGAUAAGAAACAGGAAGAAGAUGUAACUGGAGAAGACAAGAAUACUAGGCGAAAACGAAGGGAAGUUGCAGCCAGCAAGGACAACGAUGGAAGUGAUUCAAAGAAAUCCGAUGUCCAGCCCCGAAUUUUCGGUGACGCGUCUAAGUACAAACUCAGCCCGACAUUCGGAGUGUCUUUCGGUCUGCCUCAUGGAGGAGGAGGGGGAGGUUAUCCUUUAAAUCCUUACGGUCCUUAUCCAGCUCUUAAUCCUUACGGAAGUUCAGUGGGAGGGUUAGGUGGCGUAAACUUAGGAUUAGUCAGUGUGAAUCCUUUGUUGUCGGUCCAGGUAACACAAGACGAAUACGGUGACAAAAUCGUGAAGCCUUUGGUUAACCUACAUGUUACCCCCAACCACGGACUCGUCCACAAGCUUGGUAGUAUAUUACAUGGUUUUCACCACAAACCGUAUUACCAGGGGUAUCCACCAUUUAAGCACGAUCACCACCAUCACCACAUACACUCGUCAAAACCGUAUCCCUCAUACUAUCACCCCUAUAAGCCUUACUAUCAUGGUGGGCCUUAUAAACCCAGUUAUCAUUACGCACCUGGUUACCAUGGUUACAGACCUCAUGAUGAAUACAUAGGAGCGUCAAGUGGAUAUGUUUAUGAUGAGGAUCGGUAUGACAAUGGGGACUACUAUGUUGACGACCCAUAUUCGCGCAACAGUAGGGGUAACGGGACAGCGAACGCCCUGCCCUCUACUUCCUCCUCCUCUGGCACCGGAAGUUCAACAAAGGUGCAGUUUCCCAGUGACAGACGCAGUGGUGUUAGCACCAGGACAAAGCGACACUUUAACCAUGACACAGCUCGACACAAUGAGGUGAACCAUGUCCAAGAGCGUCAAGCGAUUUACGGCGGGCGAUGUGGGCCCCGCUAUGUGUGCUGCAGGCGACCUCUGCAACCCAACCGACCCCCGUACCCCCAGAGGGGGCAUCAGUGUGGGACACGUUAUGCACAGGGCAUCAACGGUCGAAUCAAGAAUCCAGUGUAUGUUGAUGGAGACAGCGAAUUCGGAGAGUACCCAUGGCAGGCCGCCAUCCUGAAGAAAGAUGUCCAAGAGAGCGUGUAUGUAUGUGGCGGAACACUGAUUGACAAUCUCCAUGUCAUCACAGCGGCACACUGUGUCAAGACGUACAAUGGGCAUGACCUCAGGGUUCGUCUGGGAGAAUGGGAUGUGAAUCAUGAUGUUGAGUUCUAUCCAUAUGAGGAACGGGAUGUAUAUGCCGUCCACAUCCAUCCGGAGUUCUACGCAGGAACACUGUAUAAUGACAUCGCUGUGCUGAGACUCACACAGCCCGUAGACACUGCCCGUAGUCCUCACAUCGCCCCUGCAUGUCUACCUGAUCCCCACUCCGAUUACACUGGCUCCAGAUGUUGGACAACUGGUUGGGGAAAAGAUGCAUUUGGGGACUAUGGCAAAUAUCAAAACAUACUCAAGGAGGUCGAUGUACCCAUAGUAUCACAUCAGCAGUGCCAACUGCAACUACAACAGACUCGGCUGGGGUAUGAUUACAGGCUGCAUCCAGGCAUGAUCUGCGCUGGUGGGGAGGAAGGAAAGGAUGCAUGCAAGGGUGAUGGUGGAGGCCCCAUGGUAUGUGAGCGCGGUGGUUCCUGGCAACUUGUGGGCAUUGUCAGCUGGGGUAUAGGAUGCGGACAACAAGGUGUUCCAGGGGUUUACGUGAAAGUGGCACACUAUCUAGACUGGAUUCGACACAUUGUUAACAACAGAUAUUAAACUGUUGUCAAUAUCUGGACAAUAUAAGGGAUUUAAAUGCAAUGAAAUUCACUGGAAUAUGAACAAUUACUCUAGGAAUAAUAGGCACAAGAGGAGAUGAGUGAAACAAUGAAAGCACCCAAAAACAUAUUCACAAUAGUAGCUUCCAUAAUGCAUACAGGAGAACACGAAGGAAUGUAAUGUAGAUAAAAGAAUGAUUUUGGAAGUUUGUGGAUGAAGUCCCAAACACACAUUCUAAAAGCUUGGUGACUGUAGUUAAGACUACCUUUAGUAACACCGUGAAAAGUUUACAAAAAGUGUUUAUGCUCCAGUUUCCUAUCCAACGGAUAGGAUUCUGAAAGGUAAAGCAGCUGGAGCAUUAAGCUAACCACUCACCUUAACCUAGUGCCAAGGUUAAAAAUAUGUAGUGGUGUUUCUAACUCCACCAUUUCAUACAUCUUUGUUGCUUCGUGUUUAAAAACGGGAAUACCUACAUCAGACUUUUUCUUUAUUAAGCUCACUUUAUUUUUCACGGACAAUUUUCAAAGUAAUUUUAAUGAAUACCCUAGAUUAUAUAUGCAGAUAUAGCCUACUUAUGCAUAUUUUGUUUUAAUGUGAUUUUCUACAUAU